Messenger RNA from Caenorhabditis briggsae, 105 nucleotides. Bases 1 to 105 code for a protein of 34 amino acids. The transcript has a single exon. The record is from RefSeq and is a predicted model, not a curated record. Lineage: Eukaryota; Metazoa; Nematoda; Chromadorea; Rhabditida; Rhabditidae.
AUGAGUUGCUUAUCAAACGUCGACUCUGCGUUUGAUACCGCGUCGGAUAUUUCCUGGGACAGUUUUCCGGAUGAUCUUCCACCAUCGAUGGAUCUUAUCAGGUAA